Molecule: messenger RNA, 2593 nt
Organism: Acromyrmex echinatior (Panamanian leafcutter ant)
Lineage: Eukaryota; Metazoa; Arthropoda; Insecta; Hymenoptera; Formicidae
Cellular component (GO): nucleus
Molecular function (GO): RNA binding
Source: RefSeq, a predicted model, not a curated record
CGCCGUCAGUUUGCGUCUGCCUAGGGUCGCGACGUCCUCGCUUCCACGUAGCACUGGAGAUCGCGCCAUUCCGUUUCGUGUACGCGAUCGAACACUGGACGGCCGACGACGUCACCGUCGACGACGUCUCGACGAGGGACGCCAACAAUCGUAACGUUCCGAUCGCGAUCGAUCGAGCGAUAGAUCAGAGCCACGUGACUGAUCGCCAAACAUCUUUUCCGCUUUCCGCGACGAUCGGUUGGUCCGGGGGAAGUUUGAAGGAAUCCUCGGGUGUUCCGGGGUGAUCUGAGAAUUCUUAGAAUUCUCCUAGGAUCCUUGAGAGUCCUUGGAGAAGUUUGCGAGAUAAGUCGGGACUUUGCUAACACUCCGAAAGCAACUCGAAGCGUCUGAGAUAUCUCGCGAAAGUUUAAGGAGACAUAAGAAAGCUUGCAGAUUUUUGGAUAAGUUUACGAGAUGGCGAAUUAGUUUGUAAAAAGCUUGAAAGUCGCAAGUUUUUAAGGAAGUAGAGCUCGAAAUUUUGAGACGUGUGGAGCAGUUAGAAAGUGUUCGAGAUAUUAUCGAGAGUCACUGAAAACUCUGACAAGUUUGCAAGAAUCUCCGGACAUCUCCCACCGAGGAACAGAAAUUCUUUAGCGAUCUACGAAAAUUUUUAUAAAAGAUCUAACACGAUUUCAGUUUCAGCUUUUGAGACUCGUGUUCCAAGGUUACCGAAUAACUUUUUCCGUCGCGUAGAUUUUUGGUCACGUGGCCGCAGAGUUGCAAAACUUACGAGAUUCUAUCCUGAAAGUGUACAUUGCGUUUUAUAAUCAAGGAAGGACUUUCUCGAUUCAUCGCUAUUUUAUAAGAUUUCAAGGAAGACAGUCCAAUCAAAAUAAAAUUGAUGAAAAAUGAAAUUAAUAAAGAAUUAAUCCAUCUGGCAAAGUCUUGUCACAUUAUACGAUUUAUCAAUCUAUUAUUGAAGACUUUCUAUGAGAUAUUCAUCGUAAAUUCUCAGUUCACGAGUGUUUCUCUAGGACUCUAAAUCUUUACCGGAGGAUAUUUUCACUCUGCGGUUCGAGGACCUUAAAGUGAAAAGGCUUGACGUUUAAAAGGCUUCCGGUUAUAUCCUGCCCCGUCAUAAUUUCGAAGAGUUCUGUUUGAACAGUCCUGAAUACAGUAAGAACGACAUAAGUGGAAUUAUCGAAGACCAAUAAGGUCUUGAAAUUGAUCGAUCUGCGACCGAUAUUUUUGAAGAAUCGGUGAAUUCAAUUCAGCGACUCGUGGAGACAGAAGGUAGAUGGAUCUAUUUUGAUAUCUGACAGAGAACUGUUCUCUCCACUACAGAAAUUUCGCAUCGAGGUGGGGAUCGAUCUCCUGACUGAGUGCGUGGAUCGUGCAUGUCCGAAGUCAGCGAUUCACAAAUUACGGCGAUGAAGAUGAGCAAAGUGGGCAACCAAACUAAUUCGCAGGACCCACAGGCGGUGAAUUCACGCGUUUUCGUCGGAAACCUGAAUACAUUUCAAUGUAGCAAGACUGACGUGGAACGAAUGUUCCAACGCUAUGGUCGCCUGGCUGGUAUCUCUAUGCACAAGGGUUAUGCAUUCGUGCAAUUCACAAAUCCGUUUGACGCACGUAGUGCGUGCCUCGGUGAAGAUGGUCGCACCGUCCUCAGCCAGAUUCUCGAUGUGAAUAUGGUAGCUGAGCCAAAGCCUCACCAAACUGGACGCAAGCGACAGAACGUCUCCAAAACUGGCAACGACUGGGACUACUACUAUGACAGUUAUUAUGCGUCGACCGCGUUUCCGCCGCGCUUAGCACCGCCGUUGAAACGGCCGCGUUUGAUGCCACCGACACGAGCACAGCAUCCGAAGCUACAGAAACAACAAUCAACAGCAAACACCGGCACGAUACCCGACUUGAAUCAACUUAAAGUGUAUAGCAAUCCAGAUAUACUGAUCUGCGGCAACUGCAGGGAGAUGUUCACGGAACUCGGGGAGCUGUUGGAACACAAGCGGAACUACUGCAAGCUGCGGUUCACAUGUAAAUGUCACACCUUCAACGGAGCCGCCCCAAGAGACUCGACGACGGCGUUGCUCUGCGUCCUCUGCAAGUUAUCCUUUCCAAGUGCUUGGGAAUUGAUGGUCCAUGCCCAGGCAGCUCACAUGAUCAACAUUUACGAGUUGGGUACAAGAGCGCCGAGUCCGUCACGGAGCCCUAGCCUUGACCAGCCGAAGGAGUCGUCGCCUUCCCCACAGGAUUUCCAGGAAAUCAAGGCUACGGAUUGCGAAGAGCGCGCAGAGGAGGAGGAACUUGAUGGACAUGAGUUAAUACCGUCCCCCGACAGUGGCAAGUCAACGGACAACGAAGCGGCUCUGUCGCCGAUCAAGAUUCGAUCUGACGUUAACGGGUUGGAUCACGAAGACUGCGACGAAUUGAUCCACGUCGAGAACACUACGCAGGCAUGCAUCAUGCAUACUCUCAGCAUUGAUUCGUCCUUGGAACUAAAUUCUGACACGAAUUCGAGAACAACUUCUGGAACGGUGAUGGCCUUGACCAAUGGUUCAUUAUCGGCAAAGGAAUAAAUGAGGAAAAAGAAAAAAAAAAGGAAACAAAA